CCUCCGAAGACUUCAGGGAGAGUGUCUGAGCUACCAUCCCCAAGUGUGAGGACGAAGGGCUGGAUGUCAGAACAACAUGCUUAUCCAUUAAACUGCAAACUUUUCUUUUUUUAAACCCAAAGAAUAUCGGUGGCUUUUGCCCACUGCUAGAAAAGGGAGCCUAGGGCUCUUGAGAUGCAGCAGAAUCCGUAUUUAUAACCAGGCCGGGUAGUGCUAUGCAAGCCCCCUCCACUCAGUAAGUUCUCUAUCCUAUGGAUCUUGCUUUUGAGCUUUGAGAUUAGAUUGUGCACUCUACACUGGGUUCUGCAACCUCCAUCCUUUCAAUGCCCUGUUAUUUUUGGGACUGCUGGCCUUCCCUGGAGAUUAGAGCGGUCCUGUGUGCCAUGGGCUGUAUUCAGAGCAUCGGAGGCAAAGCCAGAGUCUUCCGGGAAGGGAUUACGGUGAUUGAUGUGAAAGCCUCCAUCGACCCCAUCCCCACCAGCAUCGACGAGUCCUCCAGCGUGGUACUGCGUUACCGGACACCCCAUUUCCGCGCCUCAGCCCAAGUGGUCAUGCCGCCCAUCCCCAAGAAGGAGACCUGGAUCGUUGGCUGGAUUCAGGCAUGCAGCCACAUGGAGUUUUACAACCAGUACGGGGAGCAGGGCAUGUCUAGCUGGGAGCUCCCCGAUCUCCAGGAGGGCAAAAUUGAGGCCAUCAGUGACUCGGAUGGGGUGAACUACCCCUGGUAUGGCAAUACCACCGAGACCUGCACGAUCGUGGGCCCCACCAAGAGAGACUCCAAGUUCGUCAUCAGCAUGAAUGAUAACUUUUACCCCAGCGUCACGUGGGCCGUGCCCGUCAGUGAGAGCAACGUGGCCAAACUGACCAACAUCUACCGGGACCAGAGCUUCACCACGUGGCUGGUGGCCACCAACACCUCGACCAACGACAUGAUCAUCCUGCAGACCUUGCACUGGCGCAUGCAGCUCAGCAUCGAGGUGAAUCCCAACCGGCCCCUGGGCCAGCGUGCCAGGCUGCGGGAGCCCAUUGCCCAGGACCAGCCUAAAAUCCUGAGCAAGAAUGAGCCCAUCCCGCCCAGCGCCCUGGUCAAGCCCAAUGCCAAUGAUGCUCAGGUCCUCAUGUGGAGGCCCAAGUACGGGCAACCGCUGGUGGUGAUCCCGCCCAAGCACCGGUAACAGCCAGGCCGCUGCGAGGUGAGACUCACGGAACAAUAUUACUGCUCAGAAGGAAACCCAGAUGCCCUCUCCGGUCAUUCAGAAAAAUACAACCGUUCUACCUUCUCCAGGGGCGGAUCUCACUGUGCUAAUA
Messenger RNA from Peromyscus leucopus (white-footed mouse), 1308 nucleotides. It is a transcript of the gene Fam78a, whose product is annotated as family with sequence similarity 78 member A. The transcript has 2 exons. Lineage: Eukaryota; Metazoa; Chordata; Mammalia; Rodentia; Cricetidae. The record is from RefSeq and is a predicted model, not a curated record. The coding region runs from base 324 to 1175 and encodes 283 amino acids.